This is a messenger RNA of Conger conger (European conger), 1531 nucleotides long. It is a transcript of the gene pmvk, whose product is annotated as phosphomevalonate kinase. Gene Ontology annotation, molecular function: phosphomevalonate kinase activity. The transcript is spliced from 6 exons. Lineage: Eukaryota; Metazoa; Chordata; Actinopteri; Anguilliformes; Congridae. Gene Ontology annotation, biological process: isopentenyl diphosphate biosynthetic process, mevalonate pathway; cholesterol biosynthetic process. Gene Ontology annotation, cellular component: cytoplasm. The record is from RefSeq and is a predicted model, not a curated record. The coding region runs from base 542 to 1099 and encodes 185 amino acids.
AUGAUGUCGGGGGACUUUACUAGUUGAUCGUUGUCAAUAUGUAAAUUCAUGAAUAAUUAAAACAUAUGGAAUCUUAACUUUAAAUGUUAAGGGUUAAUAUUUUAGGCGUGUUUCAAUUAUUGAUGUCCAUCGUACAUAUUCGCUGUAUGCUUUUCUAUCUUUGAAAAGUUUAGCUACCCCGAUUUUUGCAUUCGACUACGAUAACCUAUGGCAGACGCCGAGAAAGUCUUCCGAUGUUACCGUAUGAGCUUGUGGACUGGAGUACAUAUGACGUCCUAUCGCUGUCAUUUAAAUCACGUAGUUCCAUAUUACAAUGCAUUGGAUGUACAUAAUGAUUAAUGUCAAAGUAAAUAAUGUUAAUAAUUAUCCACUGUUACACCUGUAACCUAAUUCAUUGCAAACGCUUAAGAAAACACCAACGAUCUACGUUCUCUAUAUUUUACGGUAAUUACAGUGUCUGAGCAUGGUGUGAUUCACUGUGACAUCGCGGCAAUAUGCCGAAUUGUAUAUCAAGUUAGUGUUAACAAGUUAGAAUUCCGUUAUGGCAACGAUGAUGGCUAAACCGAAGCUCAUACUUCUUUUCAGCGGUAAACGUAAAUCCGGGAAAGAUUACGUUACAAACCUGAUUCACCAGAGACUUGGCAAUGAAAUAUGUUGUAUCCUGCGACUGUCUGGUCCGCUCAAAGAACAGUAUGCUCGGGAACGGGGACUAGACUUCGAAGAACUACUGGGAUCAGGGCAGUACAAGGAGCAAUACCGUGCUGACAUGAUCGCAUGGGGCGAGAGGCGGAGAGAACAGGACCCUGGGUUUUUCUGUCGCCUUGCCCAGAUGGGCGCCACGCAACCUAUAUGGAUUGUGAGUGAUGCCAGGCGCCUGUCAGAUCUCCAAUGGUUCUCAGCGGAGUAUCCAGGCAAGACCCGCUGUAUUCGGGUUGAAGCUGCAGAACACACCAGGCGUCAGAGAGGCUGGGAAUUCAUGCCUGGGGUGGGCAAUUCCAGUCCUGGAGGGUCAGCAUAUGCAGGUUUUGGCUGCCAUUCAUGCACUUCAAGAAAGGAAUUGAUGAUGCAGAGUCAGAGUGUGGGCUGGACCGUGGGAUAAAUUAUGAUUGGAUUAUCCAUAACGAAGAAGAUUUAGUGCCAUUGGAGGAGCAAUUGCAAGCGCUCCUCUCAUUGGCACAGGAAAAAGCAGGAAUGGAAGUCAGAGGAGAACAGCCAACUUUUAUCAGGAACUGAAACGCAUGCUAACCUCGGAAACUACAUAAAUUAUUGAGCAUAUUUUUAUGCACAGUAUACUAGAAGUUCAGAUAAUUACCAGAGUGUGGUACUGACCUUGCACAGAGCACAAGGUAUACAAUUAUGCCAAAGGCUUCUGUUGUAUGGGGCAAAAUAUUGCGGUUAAAUCAAGGUCCAUAGGGGGACAAUACAGAGAUGUGUUUCUGAUACACCCGAGCUUCAGGGUCCAAAGUGUGUGGUCGUCUUGCAAUAAUGCAUUUCCAACUUCACCUUUAAUGUAAUUAAAGCAUUGAAUGUC